Suillus fuscotomentosus is the source of this 276-nucleotide messenger RNA. RefSeq lists its product as uncharacterized. NCBI's taxonomy places the organism in Eukaryota, Fungi, Basidiomycota, Agaricomycetes, Boletales, Suillaceae. The coding region runs from base 1 to 276 and encodes 91 amino acids. The record is from RefSeq and is a predicted model, not a curated record. The transcript has 5 exons.
AUGUCAUUCAUCCCCGCCGCGACCCCCGCUCAACACAAUCACUCCCUUAAGCAACAGCCGAGUACCAAGCCGAUGCGUGUGAGCCCCAAGAUCACGGCGCGGAAUCUUUGCGCCCUCGAGUGGCAAUCGAACGGCAAUCAAAAGGAACCAGCGAGUGUCUUUGCGACUUACUGGAAUGGGUUGUCUACUGCCGACAAAGAGUUAUACAAGCGCAAAGUAUCUGUUCAGGUGGCUUCCUCGGGACUGGUUCAAGUGGAUGACAACCAUGAUGACUAG